Cylicocyclus nassatus is the source of this 253-nucleotide messenger RNA. NCBI's taxonomy places the organism in Eukaryota, Metazoa, Nematoda, Chromadorea, Rhabditida, Strongylidae. The record is from the annotation of a GenBank genome assembly.
CAGGCACCGCGCUUCGUUGACCGACGGAAACAUGAAUGAUGAGUUGUAUACUGACAUACAUUUGCUCGGAUUUCCCGAUGAAGAAUCCCAGACAUCUACGUAUUCCGAUCAAAACGAUUCCGACGACUCCGAACUUGCACACUGGCUGGAUAGUAUUUGCUUAACGCCUUUUUUUGAUCAGGCACGAGAUGGGAACGUGGAAGCGAUGGAAGACUGUUUGAACAAGCAUCCCGAGCUUCUUAACAAGUACGAC